AUCUGUUCGAAGUGCAGCAGACUGCAGCAAUUCCGAGCAUUGAUGAUUGAUGUAAUUGUUGCCUUUUUUGACAGUUGACUGUCGAUUGUCGAUACCUCUCGCGCUCGGCAAUCACACCCGUAUAUCGUGCACAAGUGGCGCAAGCGUAAUUCGUCUCGUAGAAAAAUAUAUUUUUCAGGAGAAAAUCGAUUCGUACAGUUGUUAACUUGCAAUCGAUAAUUUCGUAAAUUACAGAAAAAUGGCAGAUGAUCGUUUAGAUAUAGUAAUAUUUGGUGCCACUGGAUAUACUGGAAAAUAUGUAGUGAAAAAUGCAUCCCAAAUGUGUAAGGAUCGGAAAAUGAAGUUUGGUAUUGCUGGUCGUAGGAAAGAAGCUUUAGAUGCAGUUGUUAAGAAAUUUGCCUUAGAUAUUGAGGACGUUCCUAUUAUUCUGGCUGACAUAAAAGAUGAGGAAUCUCUCAAGAAAAUGACGGAGCGAGCAAAGAUACUUAUCAAUUGUUGCGGUCCAUACAGAUUUUAUGGAGAACCAGUUAUCAAAACAUGCAUUGCUACUCGUACUCAUUAUGUUGAUGUCACUGGUGAAGAACAGUUCAUGAUUGAAAUGCAAUUAAAAUAUAAUGAAGCAGCAAAAGAAGCUGGCGUCUACAUAGUAAACGCUUGUGGUUUUGACUGUAUUCCUAGUGAUUUGGGAGUCAUUUUCACGCAACAGAAAUUUGAAGGAGAAAUGAAUGCUAUUGAAAUAUACAUGAGCGUGUGGCUAAGCACUGACAAGAAAGGUCCAUUAAUUAAUUAUGCAUCUUGGGAAUCUACAAUAGACAGUCUGGCUCACGUAAAAGAAGUACAGGCAUUACGCACAAAAUUAUAUCCUAUUAAGUUGCCUGAAUUCACACCGAAACUAAAAUCAAGAAGUGUAUUGCAUCGAAGCGAUGUUUCUGAAGGAUGGUCCAUACCAUUUCCGAGUGCCGAUCGUUCAGUAGCUCUUCGUACACAGCGAUUCUUAUAUGACAACUAUAAAGAGAGGCCUGCGCAAGUUAAAGUUUAUAUUACAUGGAAGUCUUUCUUCGAAUUCCUGAUUGUGGCCAUUGCUGGUAUGUUUUUGUUAGUUUUGUCUCGCACAGCAUGCGGCCGUAAUUUACUUCUAAAAUAUCCGGCUCUAUUUUCAUACGGUUUAAUAAGUCAUGAGGAGCCAAAUCCGGAAAUGCACAAAUCGGUACAUUUUUCUCUUACGUUCAAAGCUAGUGGAUGGACUGAAAAAUUGUCUGAACCUACUGAUGAACACACAGAUCCACCUAAUAAGAAAGUAAUCACCAGAGUCUCUGGUGAUUCUCCCGCAUAUGAGAUGACUAGCAUAAUAGCGAUCUUAUCGGCAACAACAAUUCUUAAUGAAACUGAUAAAAUACCUGGCAAUGGAGGAGUAUUUACUCCCGGUGCUGCGUUCGGUAAAACAUCUCUGAUCGAGCAACUGAUAAAACAUAAUAUUAAAUUCGAGGUGAUAUCGUCUACCAAGAAAUAGAGAAAAUUCUAUAUAAUUUAGACCAAGAGGCCUAAACCAGAGAUACUAUAGUAUUGUUAUCCAUAACAACAAGUAUGGCAACCUUUUAUUUCGUGUAAAACAUAAAAACAAUACAUAUAUAUUUAAGCUCUGUCGCGAUCGCUUGAACGGGAGGCUUUCCCAAACGUUGUAACUUUCAUUUUUUUAUUGGAAGCAUCAAGAUUGAAUACUAUUGCAAUCGAUAGUUAAUACUCUUAUCCCAAGACAAGCAGACUCCCAUAUAUACCUCUCAGAAGGGUGCAAAGGAUCGUGAUAAAUUUUUUCUGAAAAAAAAUUGAUAGCGAAAAGAUUGAAUUUUUGUCUACUACUUAAUUUUAAUAUCAAUUGUCGAGAAAUAUGAUUCUCAUACCUUUUAUAUGGUCACAAAGACAGCCAUAUCUCCCCGAAUACGUACAAUUUUUUUAUUUCAUGUAAAAUUGUUUAUAUUUGGGUAGGCAUGACUGCUUUCGUGACCAUCGAAAAGGUCCAUAGGAAUCAUAUUUCUCGACAAUUGAUAUCAAAAUUAAGUAAUAGACAAAAAUUCAACUUUAUCGCUAUUGAUUUUUUUUUUUCAGAAAAAAUUUAUCACUUUGACCCAGUAUGAUGAUCCCUCGCACUCUUCUGAGAGUCCGUCUAUUUUGAAAUAAGGGUAUUAAUAAGGGUAUUGAUUGCAAUAACAACCUUGACGCUUUCAAUAAAAAAAUCAAAAUCUGCAACAUUUCAGAAAGCCUUUUCCCUUCAAGCGACUGCGAUCGGGCUUAAAUAUAUAUAUGCGUACGUACGUGCGUGCGGGCGGGCGUGUAUAUUGAAAUCGGAUAUUUGUAAUUAAUCGGAACUGGUUGUGUGCCGAGCUCUGCUGUAACUCGAAUACGUGAUAAUUUGGAAAAUUAAGUUCUGUAUUUUUGUGUAGAAACGAUUUUAUGUAAACGUUAUUUAAUGUAAAAUAUUAAGAAGAGGAAAUUU
Messenger RNA from Acromyrmex echinatior (Panamanian leafcutter ant), 2491 nucleotides. Its product is annotated as GTP cyclohydrolase punch. Gene Ontology annotation, biological process: glycolipid biosynthetic process. The record is from RefSeq and is a predicted model, not a curated record. Lineage: Eukaryota; Metazoa; Arthropoda; Insecta; Hymenoptera; Formicidae. Gene Ontology annotation, cellular component: mitochondrion; plasma membrane; lipid droplet.